GGGCCCGCUUUCAUCCUGGCUCCGCCCACUCGGAAGCCCCGCCCCCUACGGCUGAUGGCAGCGGCAGCUGGGACUGCAGCGCAGCCCGGCCCUGGAGAGCCGCAGGCAGCGGCCCGAGCAGGCAGCCCAACACCCAGGCCCCAGACGCCGCGGACACCCGGAGAGGCUGCUCUGGUGCCCUGACGCCCUCCUCUUCCCCCAGCGCAGCCCCGCCCGCUCCGCAGAGGAGUCGCCGCGUGAGCACCCGCACACACCCGGCUGCGGACCAGCUCACAGAACUAAGGACCAAAGGCACUUCCUCUAUCUACCCCAGAGAUGAGCCGGCGUGUGGUUCGGCAGAGCAAGUUCCGCCAUGUGUUUGGGCAGGCAGCAAAGGCUGACCAGGCCUACGAGGACAUCCGGGUAUCCAAGGUCACAUGGGACAGCUCCUUCUGUGCCGUCAACCCCAAAUUCCUGGCCAUUAUUGUGGAGGCUGGAGGCGGGGGUGCCUUCAUCGUCCUGCCUCUGGCCAAGACAGGACGAGUGGAUAAGAACUACCCACUGGUCACUGGGCACACAGCCCCUAUUCUGGACAUCGACUGGUGCCCACACAAUGACAACGUCAUCGCCAGUGCCUCCGACGACACCACCAUCAUGGUGUGGCAAAUUCCAGACUAUACUCCUGUGCGCAAUAUUACAGAACCUAUCAUCACCCUUGAGGGCCACUCCAAACGUGUGGGCAUCCUCUCCUGGCACCCUACUGCCAGGAACGUCCUGCUCAGUGCAGGUGGUGAUAAUGUGAUCAUCAUCUGGAAUGUGGGCACGGGAGAGGUGCUGCUGAGCCUGGACGACAUGCACCCUGACAUCAUCCACAGCGUGUGCUGGAACAACAAUGGCAGCCUGCUAGCCACUACCUGCAAAGACAAGACUCUGCGCAUCAUUGAUCCCCGGAAGGGCCAAGUGGUAGCGGAGAGGUUUGCAGCCCACGAGGGGAUGAGGCCCAUGCGGGCUGUCUUCACGCGCCAGGGCCAUAUCUUCACCACGGGAUUCACCCGCAUGAGCCAGCGAGAGCUGGGCCUGUGGGACCCGAACAACUUCGAAGAGCCAGUGGCACUGCAGGAGAUGGACACGAGCAACGGAGUCCUACUGCCAUUCUACGAUCCCGACUCCAGCAUCGUCUACCUGUGUGGCAAGGGUGACAGCAGCAUUCGGUACUUUGAAAUUACGGAUGAGCCACCUUACGUGCACUACCUGAACACAUUUAGCAGCAAAGAACCGCAGCGGGGCAUGGGUUUCAUGCCCAAGCGGGGGCUGGAUGUCAGCAAAUGCGAGAUUGCCCGGUUCUACAAGUUGCACGAACGGAAGUGUGAGCCCAUUGUCAUGACUGUGCCCCGCAAGUCAGACCUGUUCCAGGACGAUCUGUACCCGGACACACCGGGCCCGGAGCCAGCCCUGGAAGCGGACGAAUGGCUGUCGGGCCAGGACGCUGAACCUGUGCUCAUUUCGCUGAAGGACGGCUACGUGCCCCCGAAACACCGCGAGCUCCGGGUCACCAAGCGCAACAUUCUGGACGUGCGCCCGCCCUCAGGCCCCCGCCGCAGCCAGUCGGCCAGCGAUGCCCCCUUGUCGCAGCAGCACACCCUGGAGACGCUGCUGGAGGAGAUCAAGGCCCUUCGCGAGCGGGUGCAGGCCCAGGAGGAGCGCAUCACGGCUUUGGAGAACAUGCUGUGCGAACUGGUGGACGGCACUGACUAGCGCGGCCUGCGCGGCGGGGCCGUGCACCCAGCACGCGGGACGGGGCGGGGAGCACGGACUCCGCCCCGCCCCAGCCGUUGGUCUGGAACUCCUGAACCCGCUUCCCUGGGUUGGGGUCGGGGGGGCGGGACUGGGAUGGAAACUCCGUUCCCCGCGGAAGUCCUGGACUAACAGAGCAUAGGGGAGACCUGGGUCUGUCUGGCAGGGCCCAGGCUGUGUGCCUGGUCCCGGGCUUGACAGGAGAGGGCCUAGGCAGGCCCGAGAUAACGCGGCCUCAGCAAUGGUGCUGCAUGGCGAGGUGGUGUCCCCUUUUGUCCUCGCCCAGCUCAGGGGAAGUGCUUAGUGUUAGCGCGAUGCUUGGGGACGUUGGGGAGCUUGGACUUGACCUCAAAGGGAUGACACUUCGACCGUCUCCCCACACUGGGGAAAAUCACAACGGUUCUAAUCAGCUCACUUGAUUCUGCCACGCUGAGUGGUAAAGAAGACGGGCGGCACCCAGUUCUGCGGACCCAUGCACAUGCCUGGCUACACCCAGCAGUCUAUGGCAGAGAGCUCUCUCCCUUUCCACCGCCAGAAAGGGCAGCUUCCUGGAAACAGCCCCGGCCCGAUGAAUCUCAGAACUGGCAUGAGGAAGCAAAUACACGCACACACAGCCCUCUUCGGUGGCCUUGACUGAGGAAAACAAUGAAUGAAAUAUUUUUGCUAAGUUUAAGUCUGUGCUUCCUGCAUGGGUGACAGUGAGAGCCCCCAGCCUCUGCAAAUCCUGGGGAACCUAGGAAAUGCAACCCUGAGCUCAGGACCCACCAGGCAGCCUCUUAUCCCAGAGCUGUCCACAUACUAC
Messenger RNA from Castor canadensis (American beaver), 2575 nucleotides. RefSeq names its product coronin 6 (gene Coro6). Gene Ontology annotation, molecular function: actin filament binding. Gene Ontology annotation, biological process: actin filament organization; cell migration. NCBI's taxonomy places the organism in Eukaryota, Metazoa, Chordata, Mammalia, Rodentia, Castoridae. The record is from RefSeq and is a predicted model, not a curated record.